Westerdykella ornata is the source of this 909-nucleotide messenger RNA. Its product is annotated as NAD(P)-binding protein. The transcript is spliced from 2 exons. Gene Ontology annotation, molecular function: oxidoreductase activity, acting on the CH-OH group of donors, NAD or NADP as acceptor. The coding region runs from base 1 to 909 and encodes 302 amino acids. Lineage: Eukaryota; Fungi; Ascomycota; Dothideomycetes; Pleosporales; Sporormiaceae. The record is from RefSeq and is a predicted model, not a curated record.
AUGUCUAUACCCAGCAGUGCUCGAACAGCAUCGACCAACCUCCUCUGGGGUCCGACCGGUCACCGAGUGCUAGAAGGCAGACUGGCCAUUGUUACUGGCGCUUCAAGAGGCAUCGGCGCCGCCGUCGCCCGCAACCUCGCCAGCAAAGGCUGCAACCUAGUGCUCAACUACACCUCCGACUCGUCGACCAAGCUCGCCGAACAGCUUGCCCAAGACCUGCGCUCCGAACAUGGCAUCAAAGCCGUCACCGUCCAAGCCAGCAUGGGCUCCGAGGAAGGCCCCAAGUACAUUGUUGAGGUUGCAAAGAACCACUUCCAGCACCCCAAAUCCGGCAACUUCCAGAUCGACAUCAUCAUCAAUAAUGCCGGUGUGGCACGCAACGAUACCCUCGAGACGGUAUCAGCUCAGGAGUUUGCGAGGCAGUUCAAUGUCAAUGUGCGGGGGCCGCUGCUGCUCGUGCAGGCGGCGUUGCCCUAUCUGCCGCAUGAUCGCUCAGGCCGCAUUGUGAACGUCUCCUCGGUGAGCUCCUCACUCGGCUACAUCAGCCAGUCCAUCUACGGCGGCACCAAAGCCGCCCUGGAAGCCAUGACGCGGACAUGGGCUCGCGAACUCGCAGAACGUGCGACCGUCAAUGCGAUCAAUCCUGGUCCUGUCACUACGGAUAUGUAUCUCUCGACAGACGACAAGUUCACGGCGCAGAAUAAACCGCACAUUGAGAAUACGCCGCUGGCAAGGCCAAGGCAGGGAAUCGAUCCCCCGGAGAUCUACGAGCCUGCGAUGAAGGCAGGUGGGAGGCCGGCGUAUAGCGAGGAGAUUGCGGGAGUGGUCGGGAUGCUGUGUACGCCCGAGGCAGGGUGGACGACGGGGAGUGUCGUGUGCGCGAAUGGUGGGAUGAAGUUUACUGUUUGA